Molecule: messenger RNA, 4390 nt
Organism: Exaiptasia diaphana
Lineage: Eukaryota; Metazoa; Cnidaria; Anthozoa; Actiniaria; Aiptasiidae
Source: RefSeq, a predicted model, not a curated record
UUAUUUUUCUUUAUACCCUGAGAAAAUUACCAUGAAAGUGUGUCCGAUAUGGCCGCUCGUAAUUUUAGCCGUCGUGACAACAACAAGUCGACACGCUCGCGGAGAGGAUUGCGUGAAAGGUGCCAAAACUCGGUCAAAACAAAAUGAAUGUUCACGGGGAAAGCUUUUUAUUGUCGGAAGAAGACUUGCAAGAGCUGGACAGGUUCCUGAAAAAAGUAGGGUUUGUUUAAAACAUAAAAAUUUAAUUGAAAAGAAAGACCGGCGAUGCUCCUUCCCUAGUAGAGGCAGCCAUACAAACUCACUCAUCGACUUACCAAUACGACUGUACGACGCUGUGGAUAGAUUAGGAGAGGCAAAUGAAUCAUAUACUCCAGGAACUAUGUGGUGCACCAACUGCAGAGCACGGGAGAAGGAAAUAUUCCAAACUACAGAGGGUUAUAAGCCACCGGAAAAGCGGAAACGAUCUAGCACAAGUGUAAAACAAAAUGAAGGACUUGGUGUCAGCGAAAAUACUCCUACAAGUGAGCUAUCAAAGAUUUUKCAGUUUUCAAAUUCUCCAAUAGAGCGCCUACAAAUGUCUCUGGAGAAUGCAAAAUCAGUCUUACACAAUUCUAGAGGAAGCUAUGAAGAAAUGGUUUCGUGUAGAAGGCACCUGACAGCAACGAGAAGGCACUUCCAGAAUCUUUUUGAUCGGCUUCGACUGUUGUCAAACAACUCUGGAAUAACUCUUSAUAAGGAAAUACACAGCUGGAGUGUAGUUGAAACAUCUUUUGGCAAUAUUGCCUUAAAUACAAGAGGAGACGUCCAAGUAGACAGCUCUGUGUGGGAACAGAUGGUGAAACAAUUAGAAAAUAAGAACACAGAACUUCAAGAAGAUUCAUUUGAGACUUUGGUGGAUAUGUUCCAAAAUGCACUCUACCAUCACUACACAAAUGAGGAGCCACCACUUUAUAACAGAUUUGUCAUGCAUGACUUUGCAGAAGAGCAUGCACCUGGUUUAUAUAAUAUGAUCUUUAAUUCAAUAUCAAGAAUUGAUGGCAAGCAGUGUAAAGAAAGGAUUGAGCUUCAGCAUCAAAGAACAGUGGUGAUUCUACAUACACUUGCAUAUUUUAGAUCACAAAAGACUUCAACGUUACAAAAAGAUCUGGGUCUUUUCUUAAAUCAACAUGGGGCAUCGAGAUCUGCAAUCAACAGUGGCCCUAUUKUAGGAUACAGUACUGCCCCCAGAACCAUUGACYGCUAUAAUGAUGAUUUCAGGAGAAGAUUUCCAUCUAUUCUCCAUGAAAAAAUUGAAAAAGCUAAAAAGGAAAACUACUUCAUUAUGCUAUUAAUUGAUGAUUUUCACAAUAUUUACACUGUACGUUUACCACAAAGUGACCUUAAACUUUCUAUGGCUACUCAUAUGGUAUCAUCACUCCUGGAUAUUCACCCUACUAUGAAUGGGAUCAAACUACCAUCCAAAAUACAUCAAAUUCACUGUUGCCCUACAGUUGUCAUUGAUGGCAAAGAGAAAACAUGUGUGGGAGGUAUUGCUAAAGACAAUGUAGAAAACAUCAUGAAAAGUGGUUUGGAUAUUUGGAAAUCUACAUACAUGGAAUCAUUGCCAAGAGAAUACCAUCACCUCAGUGGACAGGGUUUGAAAAAGCAAUUACAUGAACUCAGGGUAUACAAUGGCUUAGCACAUAAAGAAAUGCUGACUUUGAAAACCUGCAUUCUUGUUGAUGAAUUCSAGCAAACACUUAAGUCGAUGGAAGACUACAAAAAAGCCAUUGAUCACAUUUUGACAUGUUCAAACAAUAAAUUACAAGAUUAUCUUCAAGAGCACAUAAUUCCCUUUCCUGGAGAUUGGCCCUCGUGGUAUUACACUAAAAAGUUAAUUGCACAAACACACAGCAGUUCCGAAUUGAAUGCUUAUGCAUCCAUUAUGCCUGAGCAAGGUCCUUUUCAUGUCACUCUCAAUGCAAAUGAAGAUACUAUUAAGAUACAUCACUUUUUCUUUGAAAAGGUGUACAAUGAAGUUUUUGGCUUACAGCUGCCACUCAAACCAAAGCCCUUCAGAGUAAGCUUAAUUCUUACUGGAACUCUAUGUGGAUGGCUUAUUAUCAGGGACAAAAUACUUAAGAAGUUUAAACUUUGCAAAGAUCCCGAGUAUAUAUGUAUCAUCCAUAUACUGGAUGAAAUAUUACCAUUAGUAUUUUUUCAGUAUGGAGUGGUGUUUACAUCUGGCAAUCUUCAAGAAUACCAAAAUGUGAUGUUCAGAUUCCUUAUUAUAUAUAUUAUUUGGGACCGUCACCAUUAUGAUAGAUCAACUUUAUCAAUGUUGAAUGACUUGUUUCAUCAAAAGAAAAACUUUUCAGAGUACUACAAAUUCAAGAUGGACUGGCUAUCAAUUAUUACUGAGAAAAAAGUUGAGAUUUGGCAUUCACUGCUACGAUUCCAUAUCAACAUAUACAACACCGGGAAUGAUAUAAGAAAUACCGCAAUUGCAUUGGCUGCAUCUUCAACAGCUACAGCCUUCUUUAAUGCAUUUGUUAGACCAUACAAGAGAGGGACAAAUUCAGAAAAAAAUCUAAAAAGGGUAGCAGGAAAGACAGCAGAAGUUCUUAUGACACUAUUUCAGAAAAUUGGUUUUAAUCUUGGCAAAUCAAAAAAGCUUCCACAAGAAACAACCAAAGCAGGGAAGCCCAAAGGCAGACCUAAAUUCCAUCUUGAGACAUUUGGGACAAUAGAUAACAAGGCAAUGCCACUGUCAUACAAAUUUUUAAAUGAGUAUCCACUUAGUGCCCCAGACCCUCACAAGGUGUGCGACUUUGAUGGAUGUGAAUGCAGAAGCCAAGAAGACUCUGAUGUUAUAAGACUGCCAUGUUUCCAUAUGUUUCACAAGCAAUGUCUUCAAAAGCUUAAUAACAGAUGUUCUCACUGUACCAAGCCGCUUCUCAAAAAAGUAAACUUCCUAACAAAAUCRUUCAAUGAAUCUCUACUUUCGCCAACCUCCACCAAAGCAAACAACACAGCAGAUGAUGAUGAUAAUAGCAACACUAAUGAYGACGACCAWGAUGAUGAUGAAAUUCCUGAAGUCAGCAGYCAUGACCCUCAAUACUAUGAAUCACCACAAUGGAAUGCAUUUAUAGAAAACAUGCUUGAUACCUUCCAAGUUCCACAGCCCUCUAUGUAUUCAGCUCAACGCACUUCAAAUUGUCAACAACUUCAGAACACUCAGUCCCAAAACAGUUCUACUCAGCAAAAUCAACAAAGCUCUCAGCAACCUCAGAGAAGCACACCUAACACUUCAACAGUUAUUACAACCAUCAAUAUUCAAAACGGAAAGUUCUGGCUUCUUGGCAGAAAUGUGUCACAGUCCACUCUGAAUGGUAGAAAUGGAUCAAAUGCUUGUACUUUUAUUGCCCUUCUUCUUUCCAAAUGUUUUGUUAUAAACAGAUUAACUCUUCCCUUUCCUCGACAAAGUCUGUCUCCAGUAUGGCAAUUAAUAAUGAUUUCGUGCAUCACAGAAGGCAAUAAAAUGCAUGAUCAAGUUACAGGUGGGCGUCCUGACCAUUUUGCUGUUACUGAAGCAGUUGCAGCACACCCUUUAUUAUCAGGAGGAGGAAUUGACGUUGAAUAUUCAUUUGAYGUUGAAUUUGUCAAUGGAAAUCCUGCUGUACCACAAUCUUCUCUUGCCUUUUUCUUGCAAAGACUUUUACAAGAAUCUAACAUAGCUGCCAUCGUGAUCAUCAAUGCCAUGUCCAUUUSCUUUGUUGGAAAAGAAGACAAUAUUCUCUUCAUGGAUAGUCAUCAACACGGGAACCAUGGUGCGCUUUUUGGCUACAGUAAUCUGGCAUCAUUAGAGAGCUUCCUGGUAAACAUCAAGCAACUUAUGAGUUGUAAUGUCAACAUGUGCAGUAUUACCUUUGUAAAAUUCAAUUAAAAGGUUMAAAUUUAACUUAUUAAGCGAGGCUUGAAAACUGUGCUAUUUCUGUGAUCAUUCAAGGUUGAAACUUACCUUCUUAAGAUAUCAUGUAAAAGCACAAACAGAAGAGUUUUGAAAGGAAAUGAGAUCAGUUACUUAAGAAUCCAAUUUGGAUACUGCAUGCUUUCAUUGCAGAAAAAUAUGUGUUUUKUGGAGAAUAUAAGAGUAAAAUGUAAAGUUUAAGGUUAUAAUUCGAUGUUUUUCACAUUAAAUUACACAAUUUCUACUUGCCUUGAAGCUUGCUUGCCUGUAGUUCUUUCGCAGAUUGAACAAUUAAGAUGUUAAAUAAACUUCGUUACCGAUCAAAGCCCGAAAUCCGAGGAAAAAUACGAAGAAUAUCCAAAAACAAUUAACGCCACGCUUCACUGUCCGCCAUUUUGUUUUCGAAAAAGCCACGCAUGCGCAGAUGUUUGACCGCGGUGU